AUGCGAUGUGCCUGGCUGACUGUGCUUGUCUUGCUUCUGGCUGGCAUCCAUCCCUGCUUGCGCGCCCUCCUCGCAAAGAGGUUCCCGGUGGCCCCGGGGGCUGUGCUUGUGACGGGAGCGAGCAGUGGCAUAGGUCUCCACGCUGCGGUCGCAUUGUCAGCGGAGGUCGUGGUUUUUGCUGGGGUCCGCUCCGAAAAGGAUGCUGCGCGCCUGAAGCAAAGCUACCCCCAGCUGCGCCCCGUGGUGCUGGACGUGACCAGCACGGAAAAGGUCGAGGCGGCGCGCAAAGAGGUGUCUGCGGCGCUGGGAGCUGAAGAGUUGAAGCUGGUGGGCUUGGUCAACAAUGCCGGGAUCUCCCGGCAUCUCAUUUUCGAGUAUGAGAACCUGGAGGAAGUCAUGAAGCUCUACGACGUGAAUGUCUUCGGUGUCUACCGUGUGACCCAGGCAUUCCUGCCCCUCCUGCGCGCGAGCGGCGCGGGGAGGGUGGUGAACGUCGGGUCUAUCUCUCCGACUACACCGGCGAUGGGCUACACGAGCUACGCCGGCUCGAAGAACGCUCUCGAGUCCAUCAAUGACGUGAUGAGGCUGGAACUCGCGCGGUACAACAUCUCAGUCAGCCUCCUUAAGCCGGGUAUGGUGCACUCGGCGCUUCACGAAAAGAUCUCGGGCGAGAAUGCGGCUUGGCGUCGGGCAAAGGAUCUCGAGGGCUUCCGUGAGCAUUGGGGCGAGUGGGCAGAGGGCUUCGAGGAGCGGCGGCGCAACAGGGAAGCCCAUGCGGAUGGCGCGGAGGUCACCACCGAGGCGAUCCGACAUGCCCUUCGCUCCGAGCAUCCCGAGACGCGGUACGUGGUUGCCAACGUGCAUGGGAUUCCCUGCCAAGCGCUGAGUUGGCUCAUGUGGCUGCUGCCGGACCGAGGGAAGGACCUCCUCCUGGCGGGAAAUUGA
Messenger RNA from Symbiodinium natans, 945 nucleotides. NCBI's taxonomy places the organism in Eukaryota, Dinophyceae, Suessiales, Symbiodiniaceae. The record is from the annotation of a GenBank genome assembly.